Cyphomyrmex costatus is the source of this 961-nucleotide messenger RNA. RefSeq lists its product as uncharacterized. Gene Ontology annotation, cellular component: extracellular region. Bases 1 to 603 code for a protein of 200 amino acids. Gene Ontology annotation, molecular function: chitin binding. The transcript is spliced from 3 exons. The record is from RefSeq and is a predicted model, not a curated record. Lineage: Eukaryota; Metazoa; Arthropoda; Insecta; Hymenoptera; Formicidae.
AUGAGGCUCCUCUGCGUGGCGAUUGCCAUCGUGAGUGCAGCGUUUCUCUUGACAAUCGUCUCGGGCGGUGCGCGUGGCGGUCAGAGCAACAAAGUGUCAAAGCGGGCGAAGCCCCUCGACCCCGAUGAGGACGAUUAUUACUACGAUGAUCCCGUGGACGAGAGGAACAAUCCGACGAACGAGGCGCCAGCCGUGCCGCCUGGAUUCCUGAGCCCGUCCGUGCGCGAGUACCUCGAUCUCGGUAAAUCGAUACCCGGUCGACCGGGCACAGAUUAUCCGGUGCUGGGAAAGGUACCUUACACGAAUUUCUACUGCGACGAUCAGUCCUUCCCCGGCUUCUUCGCCGACGUGGAGACGAGAUGCCAGGCGUGGCAUUAUUGCGACAUAGACGGUCGACAAGCAACGUUUCUCUGUCCGAACGGCACGCAAUUCAGCCAAGCGGUUUUCGUCUGCGACUGGUGGUUCAACGUAAGGUGCGAGCUCAGCCCGAAGCUCUACGCCAUCAACAGUCGUCUUUACGGUACGCCCACCGAGAGCCCGACGAGACCUCAUCGACUGAUCACGAAGGAGCUUCUGGAGAAUAUAUUCGUGCGUAGGAAAUGAAGAAGGCGGUGAAUGGCACGCGAUACUCGUCUCGAAACAAAAAGGAAAGAGGAGAAAACACGAUCAUCGCCCUAAAAGGAAAGUGCUUCCCUCGUAAUAGAGGAAUAGUAAAAAAACACGCGUGCUGUGAGAUCACCGGCGCCUCAAAAAAUAUCUCACGAGUCUCCGAAUACAUGGGGAAAAUUAUUCUCUCUCUUUAAUAAAUCCAUCACUCGGAUUUUCGUAUCUUCCUCCCACACGCGGAAGCGAUCGCAGUCACUUAACUAUUCCAUCACAUCGAUCGAUAGAAGCUAGCGUGAGACGCCCGGGCCCUGUCACGAUUGCGGAACUUUCAAAGGAAACAAGGAGGAGACGUUCG